Molecule: messenger RNA, 285 nt
Organism: Oppiella nova
Lineage: Eukaryota; Metazoa; Arthropoda; Arachnida; Sarcoptiformes; Oppiidae
Source: the annotation of a GenBank genome assembly
AUGGUUUACCCCGGAGACCAUGGUGCUGGCAUAUUUUGUGGGCUAAUAAUCACUUUGUGGUCAUUUUGCGUGAAUAGUCUGUUUUCCGAGCAUUUGUUGCCUCAUAAUAAUGACGACAAACAAAAGGUUGACCCAAAUAAUGAUAAGGAUGUCGAGGAAAAUAUGUUUCUGAAUGAUGAUCCUGGUCCUAAGGAUGAUGUAGUGGACGUAGUCAAUGAUUUGCCUGAUAAUUGGAGUUUAGAUUCAGGACUUAAAGAUUUAUUUGAUGGUGCUGACCAGGAUUAG